AUGAGCCAGGCCAACGUGGAGGGCUCAAUCGUGAGUCCAGCGACGUUCGCUCUCGUCCGAGUGCUCGGCGACCGCUUCAACCGGGCGUGUUGGCGGGGGAGGGAGAGGGCGGGCGCGGGCUACGCCGGCGCCCGCCGACCCCGCGUCCUCGCGGCCGGUUGCCCCGGGCCAGGUCGGGGGGUGGAAGUGACGCCGAGGACGUUCUGCGCGGAGUGGCGCCUGGCCCGCCACUGCCGCGGAGCCGUGCUCGCGCCGCGCCCAACGCAGCCGGACAGAGCUGCUCGCACGACGGUUCCCGGCGUGCUUCGUGCACCCGGAAAGCCCCGCCCGAAGCGCGCCUUCCCGCGUGUCGGGCCGCCCGUGUCCAAGUUUUCCAGCCACACGUCGAGCUGUCGCGUCGCCGCCGUUUUCCGCAGGCACAGACGAUCGCCGCAGGCAGGUGUGCUCGCAGUGUGCCGCCUCGUGCGCGGCGUCACGCGUCGCCGCUCUUCUGCGGCGAGCCGAACGGCGCGCGCCGGAACAGCCCCUCGCGCCAACAUGACACUACGGACUACAUGCAGUCUACGCGCUGUUCAUAGCGCGGGGCUUCCGACGCCGUUCCGAGCGUGUCCGGCGUCGGCGCCCGCGCGGCGACCACCGUCCUACCGCACGACAGCCCGGACUAGACCGGGCCGCUGCGGCGUGGGCGGCGGCGACGGCGACUCCAGCCGUCGGCGUCGUGGUGCGCGUGCGACGCGGGCAUGGCCGCUCGCGCCGCCCCCGCAACGCUCGCGUGCCGAGCCGGAAGACGCGUGGGUCAGUGGCGCCGCGACGUCGCGAGAUGUCGCUAGCGCGGCAAGCCCGCCGAGCGCCGGGCAGCAAACCCGCCUCGCCCCCGCGCCCCGACGCGCGCAACGCGCCCGGCUCGGCCUGCGUCCUCGACCGGCUGGCUGCCUUCGUCGCGUCCCCCGCGUGCCCGACGCCGCCGGACAGUCACCCAAGGGGCACUUCGCCCGUCGGCGCUCGCCUCCGAGCGCCCGGGCAGCAUACCUCGCCACGGCGACGGCGUCGUCCUCCUCAGUGUUCCGUCACCGUCGGGGUGUGCGCGCACGUCUGCCCGCCGUCGUGGUGUCGCCUCGAGCAGCACGCUCCCCGCCCGCCUCGCCGACGCGGUCGCCUCCCAUGGUCUCCGCGCCGCCGGACGAGGGGCUCGUGGGCGCCGGCGAGGACAACGACACGCUGUGGGUGUUCGCGCCGGGCAGUUGGCCGCCUUGCCCCGGCGCCUGGGGGCGAGUGCUGCGGCCGAAACCGCCGCCGGCCAUGUGGCGGCCCGGCGUGCCGUACGUGCAGCAGCACGAGCUCAGCGCCAUUCCCGAGGCGGACGUGUCCCAGUCGGUGUUGGAGGGCGAAGGUUCCGAACGCCGCUCCCCGGCGCAGCCGCCGCCACCGCCGCCGCCACCACCGCCGCCUCAUUCCCCGCUGGUGUUCGGGACAGUAACGGGCGAAGCUGCGGAAUUCAGCAUGGGUCCACGAGAGAAUCUCCAUGGGUUAUUGAUCGCCACUCAUCUGGCCGCGCAACGAGGCGACCCUUGGUUGCCUCCGGAAUCUUUACCGUUUGUUACGUCUGCCUCCGCCCGGCCCAUCACACACGCGCCUCCUUCCCCCUCACCAGGCCCACCCCACUCGCAAGACUCUCCUCCUGUCCAGAGCGACUUCCUUCCGUGCUCUUAUCCUUUCCCUCCUCCGUGCGCCGUGUCGCCCCAAAUUGCGACCACACCGCCCCGCUCCGGAUCGCCUGAACCCGUGCCCCCGCCCUGCUCCCCGCCGUGCUCUCCGGGUGCUCGUUGUUCUCCGCGAGUCGCGGAGGCCGAGCAGCAGGAAGAUGAAAACGACCCGGACAUUGUGGCGGAGCUCAUUCGACGCGGGGUCCUCAGGAGCCCUUUCUCGUGGAUGAAAAGCGCCGAGUCCGGCCCCCAGAUCGAUGUGGAUGUCGACGUGUCUGUAAUGUCUGGCGCGUCGAGCGAUUUCGUCAGCGACCUGUUGAUCUCGGGGUCUUCAUCAACGCCUCGGAAGGCGCAGCGCUCCAGCCCCGAUUCCCCUGAGCAGCAGCAGCAGCAGCAGCAGCGGCGCCAACGUGGCGGCGCGGAUACGGCGUUCGACCCUUCACACGAGGCGUCGUCGAAGCAACAGCUGGCAGACGAUAUCUUGCGCCAGACAAUGGAGGACAGUGGUACCCUCGAAACUCUGCCGGAAGAUCUCGAAGGCAUGUUCGAGCGUUUGGGCAAGGUUGAUGAGUAUGGCUUUGAGAGACCAGAGGAUUUCGAUUAUGAAACGUACGAAGAUUUCAUGUCACAGUACUUGGUGGUUCUCGCGAAAAGAGCGAAAAAGUGGCACGAGCUUAUUGGGGAAGGAAAAUCCUUGAAAAGGAGUCUUACUGUAAAACGUUAUGUUAGGAAAGGAAUUCCAGGGGAACAUAGGGGGAUGGUAUGGAUGACGGUUAGUGGAGCAGAUAUUAUGAGGGAAGAAUUGGGGCAUGAUUGGUAUCAGCGACUUUUAUCAGGCCCUAAGGACCAGGAAAUAAUAGACACUGUCAAAAUGGACCUGCCACGAACAUAUCCAGACAAUAUUUUCUUUAAUGCUGCUGAUGAUCAUCAGAUCAGACUGUGCAAUAUUCUUGUGGCAUAUGCACACGACAAUAAAGAAGUAGGUUAUUGCCAGGGAUUGAAUUACAUUGCAGGGCUGUUAUUAUUGGUCACAAAGGAUGAUGAAACGACAUUUUGGCUCCUGAAGGUACUAGUUGAGCGUGUAUUGCCAAAAUAUUAUACACGCACUAUGGAUGGAGUAAUUACGGACAUAGCAGUGUUGGAAGAACUAGUCAGAGCAAAGGUACCUGAUGUGUACCGUCAUGUGAGAAAUGUGGGUUUGCCAUGGGCUGUGAUUACUACCAAGUGGUUCAUUUGUCUCUUUGCAGAGGUGCUUCCUAUUGAGACUGUGUUGCGUGUGUGGGACUGCCUUUUCUAUGAAGGUUCCAAGAUCAUCUUUCGUGUAUGCAUCACACUCAUCAAACGCAAUCGUGAACAACUCUUGCAAUGCAGUGACUUCUCCUCUCUUGCAGAAUGCUUCAAAGAAAUCACACACGAUUCUUUGGUGAUGCAGUGCCAUGAUUUCAUGCAGAGCAUCUUUAAAACUCCAGGCUCCUUACCAGCGAGUUCCAUUUCAAGAUUGCGCACCAAACUAGCUCAACAUAAAUUAGAUCAGCAGCCACGGUGAGCUGCUUUUGAUUGACUCCCAGCAAAACAAAUUUUAAAGAAUUUCCAUCCAGCCCACAGUAAAGUGAUACUUGGAAUCCUUCUUUGCUGAACCGUUUCUUUAUUUUAAAUACAAUAAUAAUUUGUAGAGGAAUAGUUAGCAGGGAGAAAAAGGUUUCCAUCCAAUGAACGAAUAUUUGCAUUGUGUUCCUCUUUUUAAAAGGUGUACUAUGCAAUGAUAUAUAAAGCAGGAUUGGACAAAGCAGAGCACUAAAUAUGAGAUUAUAUUUCGAGUAGAAUUUUACUGUGGAUACAGAUGUAAGAAUUUAUGUUUAUUUGUGCACUAGGAGGCAGUGAUCUCAUGUUGGCAAUGUCCCAUCUGUGGUACCGGAACUCAAAUGACAAAUAAUUCUUGUAUUCUUAUCUAACUGUUGUAGAGUACUGAAUGUUGAACCAUUCCGACCUUUGUCUGAGUAGACAAAUUAAACCAUAUUUUGUGUGCACAUGAAAUAGGUUACCAGUAUUAUGUACAAAAUUGCUCAAAGGGGCAAUAUCAAGAAAAAUAGUGAUAAAUAUUAGACAUUUAGAGGCUAUUAACAAUGAAGCAAUAUACAUUUUAGCUCUGUAAGCCUUUGUAUAAAAAUAUUUAAAAUGACUUUCUAGAUAGAAAGAUUUCAGCAUUGACAUCUGUCAUUAUGCUACAAACUAUUUAAAUAUUGCAUCAGAGAUAACCUAGUUAAUGCUUUCACUGUGCUAUUUUUCCUGCCAGAAAGCAGAAAUGUGUACAUUAGUGUAUAUGGAUUAAUUUGUUUCUUCUAUCUUAAUGCCAAUUUUGAAAACUAUCUAAUGGCUGCUAGUGCCAAUUUAUAUUAAAUUUUAUCUUCUUGUGUGUGGGUGAAUGUCAUUCUAUCUCCUACCGAUAGCUGUUACAUGGGGCCUUCCUUGUGGAUGUUUGGCAAUGAAUGAGGAUCUUAGAGAAAAGGGCAGGGAUUUUUUAUAAGAUUCAUUUACCUGUCUGAGAGAUACACCUGAUCAGCCAGACAGCCACAACUCUUGUUAUUCACAUUUUAAUACUCUACAAAAGACAUCUGCAUUCAAAGGAGGAUCUUUUUUCCUUCUGCUUGAAAAAAGUUUGAAGUUGCCUUGUAUAAAAGGACUGUACAGAAUGUAGAUAUCUUCUGUAUAAUAAAUUGUGUGGUUGUUCUAUAUUUUGCUCUCUCUGAGAUUGUUCAAACUGUAUGUAGAUAAGAUUUGGGCGAAAAAAUCAAAUGUGUGAUUUUCUGAGAUAUUUUUGUGCUUCAUAUGUGAUGAUAAGGCUUUACCCAUUAAGAUACUGUUGUAAAUGUUAGAUAAUGUCAAUUACAUUGUUAUUAUUCUUUAAUUAAUUGGUAUGUGUGCAUACUUUAAGAAAAUACUUGUUGCAGUGGUGUGUUAGCUCUUCAUGAUUUUUUAGGAAUAGAUCAAGAUAAACAAAUUCUUGAGUUUUCUAGUUUCCAAAAAAUUAUAUAAUCAACUGGUGCCAAUAUUUCACCAUUUUUAACAAUGCAUAUCCAAAGGUGAUCACUUUGAUAGAUGUGAAUGGCAUCAACAGAUUUUAAUUCUAUACCGUCCUGCUUCAGUUCCUUGCAAGUUCCAUUAGCUCCUUCAACAGUAUUAACUAUAUUUUAGCCUUUGGAAAGUUAACGUUGUCUAGGAAGAACCUGUGUCGCGAAAGGUUAAUUUAUUAUACUUGGGAGCUCGUGCAUCACUCCUUGCUUGUGGAUGUGUAGAUAAUAUCUCCUACUGUGCAAUGAAACCUAAGUAAUUUAGGCUUUGUGCAGAACAGUUAUUGUAAAAAAUGCUUUUUGAAUAGGUUAUUGUACAAUUCACAUGUAAAUGAUAUUUCUCUAGACAACAUAAUAAAAAGAACAAACCAAUAUCUGUAGUUUUUGGAAAAUUUGUU
Gryllus bimaculatus (two-spotted cricket) is the source of this 5169-nucleotide messenger RNA. The record is from the annotation of a GenBank genome assembly. NCBI's taxonomy places the organism in Eukaryota, Metazoa, Arthropoda, Insecta, Orthoptera, Gryllidae.